Messenger RNA from Morus notabilis, 1411 nucleotides. RefSeq names its product protein trichome birefringence-like 36. Gene Ontology annotation, cellular component: Golgi apparatus. Gene Ontology annotation, molecular function: O-acetyltransferase activity. Bases 58 to 1188 code for a protein of 376 amino acids. The transcript is spliced from 5 exons. The record is from RefSeq and is a predicted model, not a curated record. NCBI's taxonomy places the organism in Eukaryota, Viridiplantae, Streptophyta, Magnoliopsida, Rosales, Moraceae.
UUUUCCCACUCUUCAUUGGGACCGUUUUCAGUUUCACUCCGAGAGAAAACUAACUCAAUGGCUAAGCCAAAGCUUCAACUUCUGUUCUUGCUCUGCAUCUUUCUCUGCUUCUUUCAUGGGAAGUCCUCGGAGUUCGAGGUUGAUGAAGACGAGUCUUGGCUUAGCGAGGAAGAUGAGGCUGUUAUGGUGCAAAGUGGGCAAAACAGACAAAGGAGAUGCGAUUUCUCAUCUGGGAAAUGGGUUUUUGAUCAGUCAUAUCCUCUCUACGAUUCCAACUGUCCGUAUCUCAGUACGGCCGUGACGUGCCAGAAGAAUGGGAGGCCUGAUUCUGAUUACCAGAAGUGGAGGUGGAAGCCAAAUGGCUGCUCAAUUCCAAGGUUUAAUGCACUGAAAUUUCUUGCAAAAAUGAAAAAGAAGAGAAUAAUGUUGGUGGGUGAUUCCAUAGUGAGAAAUCAAUGGGAAUCACUCGUCUGCCUAGUGCAAGGAGUCAUUCCAACUGGCCGAAAGAAGGUUAUCUAUAAUGGUCCUUCUAUGGCAUUCCAUGCCAUGGAUUAUGAAACAUCAAUUGAGUUCACAUGGGCCCCACUCCUAGUGGAGUUAAAGAGAGAAGCUGGAAACAAGAGGAUUUUGCAUUUGGAUUCCAUUGAAGAAAAUGCAAAGUACUGGAGAGGAGCUGAUGUUCUUCUGUUUGACUCUGCUCAUUGGUGGACUCACUCUGACAAAUGGAGUUCGUGGGAUUAUUUCAUGGAAGGACACACUCUCGUUAAAAGCAUGAAUCCAAUGGUUGCUUACCAAAAAGGACUCACAACAUGGGCAAAAUGGGUAGAUCUAAAUCUGGAUCCUCAUAAAACCCGCGUCUUUUUUCGGAGCAUGUCGCCUAGGCACAACAGGGAAAAUGGUUGGAAAUGCUAUAAUCAAAAGAAGCCUCUAGCCGCUUUUAGUCACCCACAUGUUCCCGAGGAAUUGGUAGUACUACAAGGGGUGUUAAGAAAGAUGAGAUUCCCAGUAUAUCUACAAGACGUAACCACAUUGUCCGCCUUUCGAAGAGAUGGCCAUCCUUCUGUCUACAGAAGGGCUUUGGGCCAGGAAGAGAGGCAGCACCCGGGGAACUUUUCGUCCGACUGCAGCCACUGGUGCCUUCCUGGGGUGCCUGAUACUUGGAAUGAGAUUUUGAGUGCCCUGCUGUAAGGUGUCCAGUUGUGUAAGAAAAAUGUAGGUGAGUUGGUUAGAAUAACUGUUCUUCCAUAUUUGGAGUUUGUUUCUUCUUCUUCUUAGUGUCUUGUAAUUGCAUGUUGUUUGUUCCAAGUGUUUUAUAACGAUGUUGGGAGAUACUGAUGGAAUGUUUUGAAUGUGAUUCUAAUUAUUAUGAAAUCCCAAACUACACAGGCUAAUGUGCUCUUUUUACCAAUCA